AUGAAAAAUCGAAUCAAAAAAGGAUCCAGCAUGAUUGGUGUUUAUGGAAGAUCAGACGGAUCAAGCAGCAUUCAGUCUUCUAAUGGAUCCGAAAGUCGUGAAAGUAUAGAUGACAAUAAGCAAGGUCAUCAAAGUUUAGUAGAGUGGUUAAAUGAGACACUUCCUUAUUUGAAUUUACCAUGGGAAGCUUCAGAGGAAGAAUUGAGAGCAUGUUUGGUGGAUGGUACUGUCUUGUGCAAUCUCUUAAAUCAGCUUAGUCCCGGUUCGAUGCGAAUGGGAGGAAGCUUCGAGCCUGGUUGUGUAAAUAUUGAGCGGUUUUUGGCAGCUAUGGAUGAAAUGACAUUGCCCAGAUUUGAGUCUCUUAAGGCGCUUAAAGCUAGUUUCUCUGAUGAUGGAUAUGAUAAGAAUACACUUUCUGCAAGAAGAAGAUGGAGUUUGCCUGCGGACCAUUCAAAGGGAGUUGAUAGCAACUUUAAUGAUGGAGGAUCACAGUUUAUAGAAGCAUCUGAGAUUAAUACAUCUCAUCACAGCUUACAAAAUACUUCUACACGAUCGUUGUUUGACAUGCUGGAUAGGCUUCUUGAUGAGAGCUCGCAGAAGAUGAAUGUGUCUCAUGUUUAUGUAUCUAUCUUGAGAGGCAUUGUGCAAGUUGUUGAGCAACGGAUCUCAAAUCAAGCUGAGAACCUAAAAAACCAAAAUAUACUCUUUAGGGUUCGUGAAGAAAAAUAUAGAUCAAGAAUAAAUGUUUUAGAAACUUUGGCAUCUGGAACAACAGAUGAGAAUGAGGUCAGAAGAAAAAGAUGUGCUCCAAAUAGAAAAGGAAAAGAGCGUAGUAAUGCUGAACUUUCUAAGUUGAAGCAAGAACUUGAAAUUGUGAAAGAGACACAUGAAAAACAGUUUUUGGAACUAAAACUAAAUGCUCAAAAAGCUAAAGUUGAGUUGGAGAGGCAAGUAAAGAAUUCAGAGUUACGUGUAGUAGAAGCAAAAGAACUCGAGAAGUUAUGUGAAACUAAAACUAAAAGAUGGGAGAAGAAAGAACAAACAUAUAAGAGGUUUAUAAACCACCAGACAGAGGCUUUGCAGGAGUUGAAAGCUACUUCUAUGUCUUUAAAACAUGAUGUAUUAAAGAUAGGAGAGAACUACUUCCUGGAUCUAACUUACUAUGGUAUAAAGCUCAGAGGAGUGGCUCAUGCAGCAAAAAAUUACCAGAUAAUAAUUGAAGAGAAUCGAAGACUUUACAAUGAAGUGCAAGAAUUAAAAGGAAAUAUUAGAGUAUAUUGCCGGAUAAGACCAUUCCUUCAAGGACAAAACAAGAAACAAACAUCAAUAGAGUACACAGGUGAGAAUGGUGAACUGGUGGUUGCAAAUCCCUUAAAGCAAGGCAAAGAUACGUAUCGUUUAUUCAAAUUCAACAAAGUCUUUGGCCCUGAAUCAACUCAAGAGGAAGUUUUCUUAGAUACUCGACCUAUGAUUCGAUCCAUUCUUGAUGGCUACAAUGUAUGUAUAUUUGCUUAUGGCCAGACGGGUUCUGGAAAGACUUAUACGAUGAGUGGACCAAGCAUAACUUCAGAAGAAGAUCGGGGUGUUAACUAUCGAGCUUUGAAUGACUUGUUCCACUUAACUCAAAGUAGACAAAACUCAGUGAUGUAUGAAGUUGGUGUUCAAAUGGUUGAGAUUUACAAUGAGCAAGUUCGUGACCUACUUUCUCAGGAUGUUCCUGAUGCAAGCAUGCAUUCUGUAAGAUCAACUGAAGAUGUUCUUGAACUGAUGAAUAUUGGGUUGAUGAAUAGAACUGUUGGCGCCACAACCCUUAAUGAAAAGAGUAGUAGAUCACACAGUGUUCUUUCGGUUCAUGUACGCGGUGUUGAUGUUAAAACGGAAUCCGUCUUGCGUGGUAGUUUGCAUUUGGUUGAUCUUGCUGGAAGUGAGAGAGUUGGUCGCUCUGAAGUAACCGGAGAGAGACUCAAAGAAGCUCAACAUAUAAACAAAUCAUUGUCUGCUCUCGGAGAUGUUAUAUUCGCUCUAGCACAUAAGAAUCCUCAUGUACCUUAUAGAAACAGCAAGCUAACACAAGUCCUCCAGAAUUCUUUAGGAGGGCAAGCGAAAACUCUUAUGUUUGUUCAAAUUAAUCCUGAUGAAGAUUCAUAUGCUGAGACUGUAAGUACUUUGAAAUUUGCGGAAAGAGUUUCUGGUGUCGAGUUAGGUGCAGCUAGAAGCUAUAAGGAAGGAAGAGAUGUUAGACAACUCAUGGAACAGGUAUCGAACUUGAAAGAUAUGAUUGCCAAGAAAGACGAAGAACUUCAAAAGUUUCAAAACAUAAAUGGUAUCCAAAAACGUGGAUUAAGCAAACUAAGAAUUGUCUCUCCUCCUAGAAGGCAUUCUUUAGGAGGAGCUUUAACAAAUUCUCCAAGAAGAAGACAAGGACCUGGUUUACUUGGAAGAACAACUUCAGAUAUACAUCGACAUCAAAAUGAAUCUCGAUCAUCGUCUAAGUUUUCUGGUGGGGCUAAAGACAAUAAUAUAUUUGAGGAUACUGAACUCUUAGGUUUUGAAGAAUCAAAUAAUGAGGAAAGAUUGAGUGAUAUCUCAGAUAGUUGUCUUUCAAUGGGAACAGAAACUGAUGGCUCGAUUAGUAGCGGUGCAAUGGAGUUGACACUCUUCCCUGAAACCUCAAAUCCUCCUGAAAUGUUUGAACAAUCUGAACAAAAUGACAAAGCUCAUGUUGGAGUUGGACCAUCAAAGCCACUGAAACAUACACCAAAACCAGACAUAAGUAAACCUUCUCGUCUGUCGAUUUCCACUACCUCAUCUAAGGCUUUAACAAGUUCUAAAAGACCGGUCACUGGCAUUUCAUCUUCAGUAAAACCUCUUAACAGAAAGAGAUAAAGAUCUUUUUAGUUUCGAUAACGUUAUUCAUUGUAGAUUUAAAUCUAAGCCCAAAAGCUUCUUUUUCUUUCAGAUCAAGUAAUCUUGUUUUGUUUAUCCGAACGUGGAAAGUAAGUAACUCCGGUUUGAUAUCAUUGGAAAAUGCUUAUGAUGAUUUAUUUAGU
Messenger RNA from Arabidopsis thaliana (thale cress), 3050 nucleotides. RefSeq names its product P-loop nucleoside triphosphate hydrolases superfamily protein with CH (Calponin Homology) domain-containing protein. Gene Ontology annotation, molecular function: microtubule binding; microtubule motor activity; ATP binding. Gene Ontology annotation, biological process: microtubule-based movement. The coding region runs from base 1 to 2886 and encodes 961 amino acids. NCBI's taxonomy places the organism in Eukaryota, Viridiplantae, Streptophyta, Magnoliopsida, Brassicales, Brassicaceae. The record is from RefSeq and is marked reviewed. The transcript is spliced from 19 exons.